Molecule: messenger RNA, 318 nt
Organism: Paracoccidioides brasiliensis Pb18
Exons: 3
Coding region: 1-318 (105 amino acids)
Source: RefSeq, a predicted model, not a curated record
AUGGCGCUGAAGACCUGCGUGCCGGUCGUGAGCCAUCUUCAAAAUGCCCCUGGUGGAUUUAAACAUGUCGGCGAAGAUGGCAUUUUGCGAUCCUUCGAUGGAAACGGGAACCUGGGCCAGUUCGGAGACUAUUUAUCUCCGAAAUCGAAGAUGGCCCGGGAAAAGUCGAUAGUGCUUUGGUGUCAGAGGACCAAUCUGGUCGCUACCCGAGAACAUUCGACCAACCGCACACUGUCCAACGAAAUUCGCAUCGCAAGGAAGCCAUUGGAAUUUGCAACAGUAAAGUUUAGAAAUGGCUUCCAGUUGGAAGCGCUUUGA